AUGAUGAGAACGUAUGAAAUUAUAGACUCCUAUAGAAUCAAGAACCUUGAUGUGAAGACAUUGAAGUUUGAAUUCCCAUUAAGCUAUUUCAACAAAUCUUUCCCUGGUGUAGAAAUCCAAGUAGUUGCCAAUUUAGUCCAGAAAUACGAUGCCAAUCAGACCGAUAUCUUACCUUCGAAACCUAAAUUGAUAGCUUUCAUUCAAGGAGGUCCAGGUUUUCCUUGUAGCCCACCAGCUAGCAAUUUGAGUUAUAUCAAUGAAUUCAUCAGCAGAGGUUAUCAAAUGGUUUUCAUGGAUCAAAGAGGUACCGGAUUGAGUACACCUUUAAACUCCAGAAGUUUAUCAAAAUUGGUACCAAAGAAUGAUAUGUCUGAAGAUGAACAUACUAAAGCUUUACUUGACUACGUACUCAAUUUCACAGGAGCUUCAAUUGUUGAAGAUAUGGAUUUUAUCAGGAAAGAAUUGAUCGGGAAUAAUAAAUGGUCUAUAGUAGGUCAAUCAUUUGGUGGAUUCUGCUCGUUCAUUUAUUUGUCAAAGUAUCCUGGUUCCAUCAAAGAAUCUUUGAUAACUGGUGGUAUUCCUCCUGUAAAUCAUGGUCCUGAUGAUGUUUAUACUGCCACUUAUCAAAGAUGUAAGGAAAGAAACAUACAGUACUAUGAAAAGUAUCCAAAAGAUGUAGAGAGAGUCAGAGUUAUCAUGAAGUACUUGAAACAUAAUAAGGUGACAUUGCCAGAUUCUGGUACUUUGUCAGUGGAAAGGUUUCAACAAAUUGGAUUAAAUUUCGGAGGGAAAGGAGGUACUGAUAGUAUUCACACUAUUGUUAACACCUUCUAUAAUGAUUUGAAAUUAUUUGGUGAACCAGGUUACAAUAUUUUGAACACAAUCCAAGGCCAACUCGGUUUUGAUACCAAUAUUUUAUAUGCACUUUUCCAAGAAUCCAUUUAUUGCGAUGGUAAUAAUCCAACCAUUAAUACAUCCAACUGGUCUGCUGAAAGAUUAAGAUACUUGCCUGAACAUUCCCAAUUUGUAUUCGAUGAAAAAACCACUGAUCCUGUAUUUUUCACUGGUGAAAUGGUGUAUAAAUCAAUGUAUGAUGAUUACGUUGAAUUAAGACCAUUCAAAAAAUUGGCUGACGCUUUACAUUCUAAUACUAAUUGGCCGAAAUUAUAUGAUGCCAAAGUUCUCGGUAGUUUGGAAUUUAAAGAUGUUCCUAUCGUUGGAGCCAUGUACUUCAAAGAUUUAUACGUCGAUUUCAAUCUUGGCCAUAAAGUUAUCACCGAGACUUUCCAGGGUAAAAAUUUCAGACCAUAUGUCUCUAGUCAAUACUUCCAUUCAGGUGCUAGAGAUGAUCCUGUGGGGAUAAUUGGUACUUUAUUCGAAUUGUUAGAGAGUGAAAUAGAUUAG
Yamadazyma jaroonii is the source of this 1404-nucleotide messenger RNA. Lineage: Eukaryota; Fungi; Ascomycota; Pichiomycetes; Serinales; Debaryomycetaceae. The record is from the annotation of a GenBank genome assembly.